Messenger RNA from Momordica charantia (bitter melon), 1593 nucleotides. RefSeq names its product transcription factor SPATULA. Lineage: Eukaryota; Viridiplantae; Streptophyta; Magnoliopsida; Cucurbitales; Cucurbitaceae. The record is from RefSeq and is a predicted model, not a curated record. Gene Ontology annotation, molecular function: protein dimerization activity. Gene Ontology annotation, cellular component: nucleus.
AGUGUGAGGCGCCCACAAUUUCCGAAGUCAGUUCUGUACUUGUAGUGUGGCGAGGAGGAGAGAUUUUCAAUACAACGCCGAGGAACGGAGCAGACGACGGCGAAACAAAGCGAGUAAUGUAACACUUCUGCUCCCGCUCGCAAGUCGUAUCCUUUGUAAAUAACCAAAACAAAAAUGGAGGAUUCGAGUUCCAAUUCCGACAAAUGUUAUCAAAAUGCAUGUUCGACCUGGACUCUUCCCGUUCCCGUUCCCGCCGCCGUCUCCUCCUCCCCUUCUCCUCCCGACGAAUUCUCUCUGUUUCUCCAACAGAUUUUGCUACGUUCCUCUUCCGCCACUCCCCACUCCUCUCCCUCUAUCUUUUCCAACCUUUCCUGCAACAUCCACCCUUCCCACGCUUCCAGUGUUCUGCGGCUGCCGGACGACAUCUUCGCCGUCCAUUCUUCUCAACUCCUCAAUUCAUCUUCCUCCGCUUUACUACAUGAUCCGUCGCCGUCUUGUCCCACACCCACUGCACCCAAUGCGUCUUCCACGUCGCUGGGAGCAAGUGAUCAGAACGAAAACGACGACUUUGACUGCGAAAGUGAGGAGGGUCUAGAGGCAUUCGUUGAAGAAAUGCCUACAAAGCGUAAUCCUCGCAGUUCUUCCAAGAGAAGCAGAGCAGCCGAAGUUCAUAAUCUGUCCGAAAAGAGGAGGAGGAGCAGAAUUAAUGAGAAAAUGAAGGCCUUGCAAAAUCUGAUCCCCAAUUCUAACAAGACAGACAAGGCCUCGAUGCUGGACGAAGCAAUCGAAUAUCUGAAGCAGCUUCAACUUCAAGUUCAGAUGCUAUCAAUGAGACAUGGCUUGAGUUUGCAUCCUAUGAACUUGGCUGGUAGUUUGCAAUAUCUCCAACUUUCCCACAUGAGAAUGGACUUUGGUGAAGAAAAUAAGUCACUUCCUUCGGACCAAGAGAGACCAAACCAUAUUUUUCUGAGUUUACCUGACAAAAGGGCUGCCUCAGUCCAUCCUUUCAUGCCAGAUAUUGGAAGAGAAACCCCAUUUGAAUUGGAGCCUUCCAUCCAGGCUCACCUAAUCCCCUUCUACCUGAGUGAAUCCUCCAAGGAGAUUUGCAGAGAUGUGCCGCAAGAUCACCAAGUGAACGUGAGUCAGUCGGAGACAACUCCCUUCGUUUCACGCCCCUAUAACAUACCAGAGCCUGAUCUGCAAGAAUUACAGAAUAGUGUCUCUGUGGAACACUGCAUCAUUGAAGGAAAUCAGUCAGCAUCGACACAGGAAGAUCAGCUGAAACAACACAGCUGCAUUGAUAAAGAUUGUUGACUUUUUCUGUUCACCCUCUAGAUUUUCUCUCUUCAAUGUAUUCACAAAUGUUUGGCAAAAUUGCUCUGAGAAUGGGGAUGAAGUUGCUGCAUUGAGCUGGUUAAUUAUGGAGGGGAUGUGCACAGUUUUAUCCUCUUGUACAAAUCUCCACAAGUACUGAGUGAAUUUUUCCCCAUUAUGGGCUGGAUCUUUCUUUUCUCAUCCAUCUUCUUGGUUUAAUCAAGUUUGUUAUUUCUAAAUUCUAAUUUCCCCUUUUUUUUUUUUGUUCUUGUUUAUUUU